Messenger RNA from Vitis riparia (riverbank grape), 1825 nucleotides. RefSeq names its product protein GRAVITROPIC IN THE LIGHT 1. The coding region runs from base 370 to 1638 and encodes 422 amino acids. Lineage: Eukaryota; Viridiplantae; Streptophyta; Magnoliopsida; Vitales; Vitaceae. The transcript has 5 exons. Gene Ontology annotation, biological process: negative gravitropism; response to red or far red light. The record is from RefSeq and is a predicted model, not a curated record.
GAGGAAGUGUGGAAAAGAAGAGAGUACAGGAAAAAAAACUUCAAUUUUGAAUAUUUGAUAGGGUUUUCGUAUGUUCUUUUCCCAAGUUCUCUCUUCUCAACCAAACAAAGGAUAAGCUGUCUUCUCUUUAUAUGUUUCUCCUAUUCCUCAUGAGUAUCGUGAUCGGACCUUCGGAUUAGCAUUUUCUGUGGAGCGUACAGAGCAUGCUUGGAUAGGGCAAAAUCGGGGCAAAGAAGUACUUGGGGUUGAAGGUUAUUAUGUUUGCUGGAUGCAACAAGUCGGUGGUAUUCAAUUUUUGUAGGUUAUGCUGUACCGGUGUUUUCUCUGAAGGAAACCCAUUGAACUACUACCCCUUCAUUGGAAGUAGCUAUGCUACCCACUGGAGUGAAAGAAACUCAACUCCGUGAGAGCAACAGCCAGAAGGUUCACCCCCAACCCAUGGAAGAGGCCACUAAUCAGACUCCAGAAGCAAUGGAAGCCCUGAUAUCCAAGAUUUUUAUGAACAUCUCCUCCCUAAAGUCAGCUUAUAUUCAGCUCCAAGAUGCUCAUACUCCUUAUGAACCUGAUAAAAUCCAAGCUGCUGAUAAACUUGUGAUUUCAGAACUGAAGAACCUUUCUGAACUCAAGCAUUUUUACAGGGAGAAAAACCCCAAACCUAUAUGUGUUUCUCCUCAAGACUCUCGCUUAGCUGCAGAGAUCCAAGAACAACAGAACCUGUUGAAAACCUAUGAGGUCAUGGUGAAGAAAUUCCAAUCUGAAAUUCAGAAUAAAGAUUCUGAAAUUCUUCAGUUGCAACAGCAGAUCCAGGAAGCUAACCAGAAGCGAGUGAAAUUGGAGAAGAAUCUGAAGCUGAGGGGAUUGUCAACCAAAGAAUCAGAAGGCUCUGUGGAAGAAAAUGGAUUCUUCCCAGUGGAUUUAACCCCUGAUCUGUUCAUUUCGGUUGUAGAAGCUGCUUUUAAAGCAAUUCAUGAUUUUUCUAAGCCAUUGAUCAACAUGAUGAAAGCAGCUGGAUGGGACCUUGAUGCUGCUGCAAAUUCCAUUGAACCUAAUGUUGUUUAUGCAAAGAGAGCUCACAAGAAAUAUGCAUUUGAAUCCCAUAUAUGCCAGAGAAUGUUCAGUGGUUUUCAGCAUGAAAGCUUCUCCAUCAAAUCAGACAAUCUUACUGUCACUAAAGAGAGUUUCUUCCACCAAUUUCUUGCCUUGAGGGAAAUGGAUCCACUAGACACUCUGGGCCAAAACCCAGAUUCCAUUUUUGGGAAAUUUUGCAGAAGCAAGUACCUUGUAGUCGUUCACCCGAAGAUGGACGCUUCAUUCUUUGGGAACUUAGAUCAGCGGAACUAUGUAAUGGGAGGUGGGCAUCCAAGGACACCCUUCUACCAGGCUUUUCUGAAACUAGCCAAGUCUAUCUGGCUUUUGCACCGGUUGGCUUAUAGUUUCGAUCCUAAUGUUAAGGUCUUUCAGGUGAAGAGGGGGAGUGAAUUCUCAGAGGUCUAUAUGGAAAGCGUAGUGAAAAAUUUGGUUAUGGAUGAAAGUGAUGAAAAGCCUAAGGUGGGGCUAAUGGUUAUGCCUGGCUUUUGGAUUGGUGGCAGUGUGAUUCAGUGUCGAGUCUACCUCUCUGGCAUGAGGGUUGUGGAGUGACUUAUCUGCUCUUAGCCAUUCGUCGUUAAUACGUAUAUUUGGUGUGUUUAAUAUGUUUGUUGCCUUCCCUAUAUAAUAUAUCUGCUGUAUUUCAUGUAUUUGUACUGGUCAUUUGAGAAAAAACGACGUCUCUCUUUUCUCUCUAUGUGUUAAUGUGAUUGUAUGUGAAUUCAUAUUCUAUUACCUG